GCAUCAACAGCAGCAUCACCAUAACCAUAAAUAGUGAUUUUUGUUUUGUUUAAUUGCUGUUCUUUUAUAUCAAAAAAACGUUAAGGCGGGGUAGCGUGGCGCAGCGUAGCGUAGCGCCACUUGUGUGAAAUUGUAUAACCAGACAAAUCAAUCAAUCUCACUGCUGCAGACAACGCACCACCUAGCAGCAAGCACCAAUAUCAGUGUUUUUUUUUGUGUACAGCCUUCCUCCUCUCUCCUCGGUGGUAAGGCAAAGGACUUUGAAUAAAAAAUGCACUCCGUCUCGACGCGAUUUUUUUCAACAAUCUGACUUAGUUUUAACACAAGUCCACAAGUGUAGAAGUGAACAAGUGAAGUGAAAAAUUGAAAAAAAAAAACGAAAUCAUUUAAAAAAUGGAUACAAUAAUUGGUGGAGGCACUCACUCCUUGCUAGACACUAUGUGCAAUCUAAGUAGUAGCACCUUGGCUGAGUGCAUUCAUCGCAGCACAACAACCACCACCACUACCACUACCAUUGCCACCCCUUUCUCAUCCUCAUCAUCGUCCUCAUCCUCUUCGUCUGCGUUUUCCUCAUCGAGUUCCUCGUCGAGUUCCAGCUCCUCCGAUCCAUUGAUUGACAUAAACGAUUUCAAUGGCCUAGAUUACUCGGCUGUAGCGCUGGCGGUGGACAAUUUCAGUUACAGUGUAUUACAACUGGCUCCGGGAGCGGUCAAUCGGAGUUCAUCGAAUUUAAGCAGCUGCACUAGCCACGCUGCAAGAUUGGCCAUGGAUACUUCUAUUAAUCAAUCAUCAUCUGUCGCGUCGUCCUUUUUAUCGUCGUCGUCGUCGUCGCCGUUGUUGUCGUCGGGCGAGGAUGUUUAUGAGAUGUGCCUAACCGAUGCGGAUUAUCUUUAUCGACACUCCUCCAUUAUGACCCUGGUGUAUUGCAUUGCUUACAUAAUCGUAUUCAUAGUUGGAUUGGUCGGGAAUAGUUUUGUGAUAGCUGUGGUCCUUCGGGCUCCUCGCAUGCGAACAGUUACCAAUUAUUUUAUUGUGAAUUUGGCCAUUGCUGAUAUUUUGGUCAUUGUCUUUUGUUUGCCAGCAACUUUGAUGAGCAACAUAUUUGUCCCUUGGGUUCUUGGCUGGCUUAUGUGCAAGACUGUUACAUACGUUCAAGGAGUUUCAGUUGCGGCAUCAGUUUACAGUCUAAUAGCUGUAUCAUUAGACAGAUUUAUUGCAAUUUGGUGGCCACUUAAACAAAUGACCAAAAGUCGUGCCCGAUUUAUGAUAUUUUGUAUUUGGGUCAUUGCAUUAGGUUCGACAAUUCCAUGGAUUUUGUUUUUUGAUUUGGUGCCAGCUUCGGAUGCCUUUCCAAUGGCCCCAGACAUGUUUUUGUGCCAAGAGGUUUGGCCACCCGGCACCGAUGGCAAUUUGUACUUUCUACUUGCCCAACUUGUGGCAUGUUAUUUGCUGCCGAUGGCAUUGAUAACAUUGUGUUAUGUUUUGAUUUGGAUAAAAGUUUCAACACGUUCAAUACCGGGCGAUUCAAAUGAUGGUCAAAUGGAACAGAUGCAACAGAAGUCAAAGGUCAAAGUUAUCAAGAUGUUGGUGGCUGUUGUUAUAUUGUUUGUUCUCUCUUGGCUACCGCUGUAUGUGAUAUUUGCUCGUAUUAAAUUUGGUGGCGAGAUAACACAGCGAGAGGGAGAAAUUCUGAACACAGUUACGCCAAUAGCACAAUGGUUGGGAUCGUCGAACUCCUGUAUCAAUCCGAUUUUAUAUGCAUUCUUCAAUAAGAAGUAUCGACGUGGAUUUGCUGCAAUCAUUAAAUCACGCUCAUGCUGUGGACGUUUACGCUACUAUGAUAAUGUACUGCUCGUAUCGUCAUCAGCCAGCACCCGUAAAUCAUCUCAAUAUCAACAAAAUUCCAAAAAGAGUCCAGGCAGUCCCAUCCGCAAGCCGAAUGUCGUAUCUUAUAUUUACGAACAAAAUGCAUUGCGUCGACAUAAUUUAAUUAUCAAACAAGAUAGUAAUUUAUCUCAGCAAAUGUUACUCAAACAGGACUCACAUGGAUCACGUCAAAUGCUGAUAAAACAAGAAAGUGCGUCAAGUGAUGGAUCACGAAGAAUGCUAUGCAAACAAGAUAGCAAUGGAUCGAAGAUGUCCUUAACGAAACAAGAUUCUGUUAUAUCGUAUAUUGAGACAAAACGUGGAUUUAUUUCACAACAAGAUCGCAACGAUUCGUUUUCGACACAAGAUACUAUUUCUAUUGAUUCACGACGUGGUACUUUGUGCAAGCAGGAUACACAAUAUUCGUAUAUUGAACAUCGUAAGAAUUGUUUAAACAAUCAGGAUAGUAGCAAUAUUUCGCCAUUAGAACUUAAGAGGCAGAAGCUUCAGAAACAAGAUUCCGUCAUAUCAUUCGCCGACCAAAGGCCAGAACCAAGAAGACAUCAAUUAGUUAAGCAAGAUUCAGUUAUAUCAUUUGCCGACCAACGUCGAGGAGGAUUCUUACAGAAGCAGGACUCCAUCAUCGGAUGUCCUACUCGCAAUGAAGGAGCUGCCGUCGGUCAUCAUGUAUCGAUCCUCAAGAAAACAGAUUCCCAGUCCAGCAAUGGCAAUUCACCCCGCAGAAAUAUUGAGUUCUCUGAGUAAAGCAUCCUACCUAAACUCAAACCUUGACUUAGCCCAAAAUGGUCUCACUUUCCUCCCACAAAUAAAUUAAAAAUCCACUCUCUUCUCUUCACAACAUCAUCAUAAUGAUGAUUAUGAUGAUGAUAAUGAUGAUGAUGUUGAUAUUGAUGUUGAUGGAGAAUUUGAUACAAUCCAAUAUUUGCUGCUACCGUUUACAGAAAAAUAACAAAAAAAAAACAACUACUAUAGUCGGCUCAGGGAAAACGUUCGGUAAGGAAGCGUUUGGUUACUUUAACUAAAAAAACAACAAAAUAAAUAAAAAUAAAUACAAAAAUAAACUUAAAAACAAAUUGUGAUUUUGUCCAAGAUACUUGUGAGGUCUAGAGAAAUGUACCUAAUUGUAAUUUUGUAGAAGUUUGUAAGAAGUUUGUAAAAUGAAAACACAAAAAAAAUAUAAAUGAAAACAUACAAAAAUUGAAAAUACGAAAAAAAAAACUAAAACUAAUGAAAAGAUACAUUGGAUAAGGCAGCAAAUAUUUUGUUAAGAUACAAUAGUUGAGGAACAGAAAAGAGUAUUAUAAUAGUACGGUAUAAGGCCUGAGCUAAAAAGAAAUAUACAAACAGAACUUGAAUAGUUUCAUUUUAUUAGUUUAACUUUUCUUUGUUUUUCUUUUAUCCAAAGCAAUUAUCAUAUUUUAUCAAGUCUUAUUAUUCUGCCUGUGAAUGUUGAAAAUAUUGAAAGAACUUACUUUGAAACAGUCUUAGAAAUAAGCCAAUUACAAUAAGUCCCGAGAACAUGAAUUUGAAAAAAGACAUUUCAAUGGUUAUAGUCGUAUUUAUAAACACUAAAUAGAGGCUUAGUAUAGUACCAAUGCCUCUGAAUGCCAAAAACUUAUUUGUAUGUUAUUUUAACUUAAAGGCUUCUAGGAGUUUUAAUCUUUGGAGUGAUGGUAAGUGUGUAAGACUGCCAUGUCAGAAGUCUACAUUUAAUCCCUACCAGUGACACCUACAAGUUUGGUUUUAUUGAUUGACAAAUUUUCUAAGAGUAAUCGCUGUUAUGAAAAAAUGCUUCUCAAAUAAGCCGCUGGGAUUCACCUUUUAGCAUAGAAAUUGUAGGUCCCCUCCAUUCCUGCUACAAGUCGCACACGGGAAUGUUUAGAAAUUGUGUAAGUCACCAAAUUAAUUUUUGAUUUUAAAUGUACGUUAACUUGAAUAGACCCUACGUAACUAUUUAACAGUUAAGAAGUUGAACCAAUAGAUCGGGAAAAGAUUAGAAUUGUUAUUGAAUUAAAGAAAUAAAGAAAUAAACAUAAAAACGUGCUUCCAAAAAUGACACGGACUUCUGUUUGAUUUUACUUACUUACUAACUAAAGGUGGCGCUACGUCCUGUGUUAACUAUAUAGCCCGUACAGCUCGUCGUUCCAUA
Eupeodes corollae is the source of this 4036-nucleotide messenger RNA. RefSeq names its product neuropeptide SIFamide receptor (gene SIFaR). The coding region runs from base 394 to 2631 and encodes 745 amino acids. Lineage: Eukaryota; Metazoa; Arthropoda; Insecta; Diptera; Syrphidae. Gene Ontology annotation, biological process: G protein-coupled receptor signaling pathway. The transcript has 6 exons. The record is from RefSeq and is a predicted model, not a curated record. Gene Ontology annotation, molecular function: peptide binding; neuropeptide Y receptor activity. Gene Ontology annotation, cellular component: membrane.